This is a messenger RNA of Diachasma alloeum, 4611 nucleotides long. Its product is annotated as netrin receptor UNC5C. Bases 346 to 3435 code for a protein of 1029 amino acids. The record is from RefSeq and is a predicted model, not a curated record. Gene Ontology annotation, biological process: motor neuron axon guidance; netrin-activated signaling pathway. Gene Ontology annotation, molecular function: protein binding; netrin receptor activity. Gene Ontology annotation, cellular component: membrane. NCBI's taxonomy places the organism in Eukaryota, Metazoa, Arthropoda, Insecta, Hymenoptera, Braconidae. The transcript has 6 exons.
UUAUGUUCUCGCUCUCCUCCGCUCUCUCAUCUCGCAAUUUUGUUUUUUUAUUUUUUUUUUCAUUUCCUUUUUUUUCCCCGUUUUCAAUCCCGAGAGGUUGUAAAAAUGUGAUACGUGCGCUGUCCACGCCGGGAGAUUGAAAAAAAAUGUUUGAAAAAUUGACAAGUGAAUUUUCACGAUCCUUUGACCACUCGAAGGACUCCAACAAUGCCACAACCGUGUACAUAGUUUAUAAACAAAUAGUAAACAAAUGAGAUAGUGCGUGCUUCGUGCGGAGGGUGGGGGACAGAUGCAAUACAACGAAUGUGAAAAUGAACGGAUUAAAAUAGUAAACAUCGAGACGAGAUGAGAAAUUUAUCAAAAUUACUUCUGAUAUUUUUAAUAGGACUUGUACUAGAUGUAUUGUCAUUUGAUAAUGACAUUGGUAGUAAGAACGUAGCCGAUAUGUUGAGAACAAAUGACAAGGACUUGGAGGAGGACGAUAAUUCGGGUGACGAUGAUCACAAUGAUAGUAACGAUGAUGAUACUUAUUUACUCGGUGAGGAGGAGGAAGCGCCGAGGGUGGGAAAUGGCUCGGGUGGUGAUGCUGAUUUGAUAAGCGGGGGUAGACAUCUGCCGGUUUUUCUCAUGGAGCCACUCGAUGCUUUUGUCAUUAAGAAUAAACCGGCAGGAUUGAGGUGCAAAGCAGCACACGCACUCCAACUUUAUUUUCGUUGCAAUGGCCAGAGAAUGGAGGACUCGUAUCAGACGGAUUUUGUUGAUCCUCACACUGGCACGAGAAUUGUUGACGCCGAGGUCAACAUAACGAGAGACAGUAUCGAGGAGUAUUUUGGAAAUGACAAGUACAGAUGCGAGUGCAUCGCCUGGUCAGGAACUGGCUCCAUCACCAGUCAACCGGCCGUCAUUGAUGUAGCCUAUCUGAAGAAGCAAUUCGAAUCACCGCCGUAUUCAGUGUCUGUGGAGGACGGACAGAGCACGGAAUUACGGUGUUUACCACCCCCUGGUGUACCAACACCGAGGGUUUACUGGAUGAGAAAUGGGGUGGUUAUCAAUGGGGAUGAGGAGAAGAGUGAACUUGGAAAUAGUAUUUUGAUAUCGAGCGAGGGCCACUUGAUGAUUGGACAGGCUAAGCUUAUUCAUCAGGCUAAUUAUACGUGUGUGGCGGAGAAUAUUGCCGCCAAACGGCUCAGCACACCAGCCGCUAUUACCGUUUAUGUUAAUGGGGGCUGGUCCCAAUGGUCCGCGUGGACAGAGUGUCAUUCACGGUGCGCCAAAGGGGGUCAAAAACGCACCAGAACCUGUACCAAUCCCGCGCCAAUGAAUGAUGGCCAGCCCUGCCUCGGUCCAGCCAUUCAGAAAAUGGAUUGUGACACCUCGUGUCCAGCAGUGGACGGUGGCUGGUCAAAGUGGUCGCCCUGGUCAAUUUGCGGUAAAGACUGUGCUCACACAAAGACACGAACCUGUGACGAACCGGCGCCAGCCCACGGCGGCAGACACUGCCCCGGAAAAGACACUAUAGUCGCGAAUUGCACAGGCGGACUCUGUGAAAACGGUAACAAUGGAACAAUGGGUGGUAUACAGCUCACAACAAACCAUACUGCCAUGGUGGGCUCUACUACGAAUAGUAAUGCUGCGACGGCAGCGGAAAAGGGUAAAAUUGCGGUCGAUAGACAGAUGGAUAUGACUUUUUACAUGGGGCUUGUUCUUGCGUGUAUUUUUGGCAUUGGACUUGCAUUACUUUUGAUCAGACUUGUUAGGAGAAAAAAUCAGGAUCACAGGCUUUAUUCCAUGACGCAGAGUGAAGAAUUUCAAUCAACAAAAUACGAUAAAAAGCCAUGCCUCCAGCCUGACUUGACGUCAGGAACAGCGGUCCAGGCAGCGUCAACCUACGAAUAUCCAUUCGAUCCAAAACUCUCAUUAUCUCGUUCACUCUCUGAGCACCACUACGACGUGCCCCAUCACGUUUCAAUCGGCUUCACUCAGUCAUCCCUGACGCAUUCGUCUCAUCAAUCCUCCGGUGACAAGCAAAUUUAUUCUGGCAGUGAAAAUAGCAUCACAAGUGUUGUGAGCUCUUCUUAUCCCUCGUCAGAUUCCACAACGACCUACAACGUUGCCACUGAGCGCGUUAAAUUGGCCAAUGUUGAGCAAUCAAAUUGCAUUGCAAGUGCCACUGUCAACGUACGUGGUGCACUGCUGGUGCUGGCUGAUUGUGGUGUAUCGUUGUCAGUGCCAGAGGGUGCAAUACCAAAGUCCCAGAGUAAAGCGCAGCUUUACGUGUCGGUUCUCGUGAACGACGAGAUGAGGCCGAAAUUUCCGGAGGGUACGACGCAGCUGUCGGCCGUUAUCUGCUGCGGUCCACCAGGGAUGACCUUCAGCAAGCCAGUGAUUCUGCAGUUUGAACACUGCGCUGUGCUGCAGCCAGCGUCGACCUGGGAGCUGUCCAUCUGGAGCCUCGAGGUCCCCCCAACGACAGAAACCGAUGAUAACGAGUCGAAAGAGUCACUGGGCUGUUGGCGAAAGCUCCUCACCCUCGGCAACGAAACAAUAAAUACCCCAUUAUUCACCCAGAUCGAUCACACCGAGGCGUUCAUAGUCACUGAACAGCUACAGAGCUACGUUCUGGCUGGACGAAGUGUUGAUGAUCAUGUGGUGGCAGCUAAGAGAUUAAAAAUCACACUUUUUGCGAGUCAAACGCGCCAGAUUAGGGUGUACAUAACUGAGGAUACGAAGGCAUCACUGAAGGUGAUUAAUGAUGGUGAAACACUGGAGUGGGGCUACAUUCUUGAUAAACCAAGGAGCAUAGUAUUUCAGGACAAUGGUGAUGCAUUGUGGAUCAGUCUUGAGCAAGUGGGUAACGAGUGGGAGAAUAAAUCACCGACUGAGAGACAGCACAUCGACUUCUACGAUAUCUGGAAUUCAAGGGGUAACAGUUACGUCGAAUUCGUCUUGGACGAGGAUUUCGAUGGCGUUACGAGCAAGUCGUACAAGCUUCAAGUGUCGCAGGGCUGCACGACCGACGUUGGAAGGCAGGUAUUUAGGAUUAUUUAUGAUGUACCGAAGCAACGAAUAUUCUCGGGCAGUGUGACACGUCCCAUUCGUGAGGUGACUGUUGUCAGUAGCAAUAUCGUGGCCUCCGAUGGCAGCUAUCAUGGGCCCUUCAGGUUCACAAAGUCUUUGAGGAAGCAGUUGUGCCAGUGCCUGGAUCCUCCCAAUAAUAUUGGCAAUGAUUGGCGAAUGCUGGCACAACGAUUGCGGGUAGACAGGUAUAUCAAUUAUUUCGCUACUAAAGCCAGUCCCACUGAGCACAUUCUUGAUCUUUGGGAGGCUAGGCAUCGUGAGCCCAGUGCUGUUAACGAUCUUGUUAAUCAUUUGAGAGUUAUGGGGAGAACCGAUGCCGCUACUAUUCUCGAAGCUCAACUUGGCGCGUGGCUGUAAACUCUCGUUAUUUAUUGUUUUCGAUGGAGAUAAUCUGUUGUUUUUUAUCUUUAGUUGGUGACUUUGAUAUUUCUUCGGCAAUUGCAACGGCCUAUUAAUCAUUAUGUUCCUAUGGUUAUUUAUACUUAAAUGAUGGAUGGAGCACUGCCUUAAUUCGCGUAUUCGUCGGGCUUUUUGGUCUUUAAUCAUGAUGUAUUCGAGACGAGUGGAGGGGGGAGAUAAUUAUCGGUAACAAUUGAGUGAUAUGAGAAUAAAGUGGAAUGAACAUUGGGGCCGUUACACGGAAUUGGGGAAAUUUUCCUUUCCCCGCUCGCGAGUUCCCUGGGAUGGCAAUUCAUUUCUUUUUGCUUCAUUAGGCACUCGAGGGAAAAUGAACGAUAAAAUUUAUCAAGUAGAAAUUGGAAAAUUCGCUGGGUCUUUGGAGUUACUGGGGCGGAAUAAGUUCACUUAUAACUAUCAUCUCGAAUUGGAAAUUGUCAGGGGAUCUUGGAGUGCAUUCAAAAUGACUUUUCAUUCUCAGGUGAGUGCUAGUAAAUUGGAAAAGUCGGGGCUACAAUGGAGAGAAUGAGUUCUCUUAUCUACUUCCUUCCACUUGUCUGGGUUUUUAACGUUAUGUGUACAUAAAUUAAUCAUACGAAUUUACUUAGAGAACUUUGAGAUUAAGGAAAAUUUUCAGAACGGCAACGAUACCAAUAAUACAUGAUAUUACUACUUGCAGUAGAGGAGUAAAACAUUAUAUAAUUUUAGAUGUAAUUUUUAUUAGAGAAAAGAAAAAGGAAAGAAUCUCCUAUAAACGUUUACGUAAUACGUACGAUUAUAUUUAAGAGAACAUAGAUAUAUGUAAAUAUUAAGAAGUUUAAGAGUAUUAUAUACGAUAUUGAUUAAUCCGAGGACUGAUAUAGCACGAAAUGACUCAUAAUUUCACUCCCUCCCUUCCCCCAAAAAUUAUGAGGACGUACUGUCUCUCAUUAAUUUACAAUGUGAAUUGUGCCAAAUUAUCGUUUUCAAUAAUUCAUCCACUCGUAUCUUCGUGUCACAUUACCAUUUCCCAAUCCGUUUAACCGAUGAUAAUUAUAAAUUUUUAUGUGCCUAUUAAUGAUGUUAUUAGUUAUAAAGUACGUAUGGAAUUUAAUCAUUCACCGUUUUUUGUCAUUUAUUCUGCCAAGUCAAUGCAUU